UCAAAGAUUUAGUAUGUUACCUGAACCCGUCUCAAAUGUGGCAUCAACAUUUUUGAUCAUUUGAAAAUAAUUAUCCGAAUUUACGAUGACUGAUGAUGAAUUAUUGCAAAAAUAUCCAGUCCAUUUAAAAAAUUCAACAAUCGAACGAAGCAAACGAAAAACCAUCGACUAGCUACGAGUGAAUUAAAUGACAAGUAUCAAGUUCAUCGAGGAUAAAACUAUAUUUAAAUGAAUCAACGAGUGAUAAGUUAACUGAGGUCAGAAAGUUGGCUGGGAUAUAAUUACAAUGACGACGGUCCAACAACGGAACAAUCAAAAUAAGGAUAAUUCAUCAUAUUUGAAUCCAAAUCAAUUGAAUCAACCGUCAAUUUGACAUUCAAUGCGCGUUCGAUUAUCUAAUCGUUAGAUUGAAUGUUUCGAUUUGAAAUGAAAGCCGCAACGAAAUAGACGAAAAAGUGUAAAUGAUAACCGAGUGACAAAGAAAUAUAAACAAUUCGGCAUUUGUCGCAUAUGAAAAACAAAGAAAUAUAAAAACAAAAACAAAACAAAAGAACAAAUGCGCGAUUGUAAGGGACAUAGACAUUAGUGUGCAACAAUAACGACGAAAAUAAUAAUAAUAAUAAUCGCCACCAACACACGAAAAGAAAAGACUUUUGAGCGUCUAAAAAUAGCAUAUAUAAAUCAUAGUGAUAUUUGCGAACAAAAAUAAAAGUUUGAAGCAACGAAAAGCAAAUAAGAAAAAAACGUGAUAUUGGCUAAGAACCGAGAUUUGAAAGGAAGAGACCGAGAAAGAGUUGUGUAAGACACAAUACAUUAAUAAAUCGAAGGAAAGCCAAUCCGUGAAUACACCAAUUAAAAGAUAUUAAGAUAUUUAUUAAAAACUCAAAAUGAGCGGAAGAGACAAGUUUCCAGUAUCAUCUGGCGCCAUGGGGCGUCUAAUGAAUAAAAUCAAACGGUCGGUGUCGGAGGCGGAUGAGAAAAGGGAUCCACUUCAAAGAGGCUAUUCGCGUGUUGAGGCAGCCGACGGAUCACUUUCGAAUUCAUCGACAUCGACCAGUUUGGAUACAGUGGUCAUCGAGAGUGCCAAAGAUAGUACACUAUUAUCUGGUGGCAUCAAAACAGGGGCUGAUCAACAGCAAAAUAUUCGUGUACCAUUCAGCCCAAUUCUUGAAACAGAAGACGCUGACAGCGUAUCCGCCUUGAAUAAUCUUAGCAUAACUAGUAACAGUAGCACGCUAAAAACAUUUGAAAAUCCGAUAAUAUCGAAUUUGAAAAAAUCAUCCGCCUCCUCAAAACCAUCGCUAAAAGGAUCCAAAGUAUCAUUUGAACAACCAGACAACGACAGUGAUGACAGUUUUGAAGAACGUCGCGGACAUUUCCAGCAAAAGAAAUCACUAAGCUCAUCAGCCACUGAUCGAAAGGGUAUACUAAAGGAUCUCAAGAAUUCAAGGCUUGAUGCCGAUCGGCGAGCGUUCCAAUCAAAGAAACACGUUUCGUUAGACAUAAAAAAUUCUAGGAUUCUUGAGCGAAUUUUAAACGGCAGUUCAUCUGAAGAGGAAUUCACAAGCAAUCGCAAACAUUUUCAAUCGCGAAAACAUCAAAGUUUGGACGCUCGAGUUAAGCUCAAUUUGAAUAAGGUUACAAAAUCCGAUUCAAGUGACGAAGAAUUCGAUGAGAAGGGCAAUCUGCUGCAAGAAAGAAUCUACGAUUUUAGCAAGCCCAUUGUCAUUGAUUUCAAAGAUUUAGAGCCAAGCGACGACGACGAAGACGAAGAAGAGGACAAAAUUGAAGAGGAUAAAGAAGAUUUUGAAGCAGCACGAUCAAACUUCCAAAAACAGAAAACGAUAAGUGUUGAAUCAAGGAAAAGUAUACGAUUUUUUGAAAUGGAUGACAUGACUGGCAGAAAGGGUGAAAACAUCCGAACAGCUGUACCGUUUGUGCGUCAAAUUACUCAAGAUGGAAAACCAAAAUUGGAAGUUUACCGAACGACCACAAAUCCCAUUUACUAUUAUACUCAAAUUUUAGCAGCCUUAUCAGUGUCGUUGGGAUCACUUGUUGUUGGUUUUUCAUCUGGCUAUACAUCUCCUGCCCUGGUAUCAAUGAGGACAGAUGCGCCUUUCAACGUUACCGCAGAUGAAGAAUCAUGGAUAGGUGGACUGAUGCCAUUGGCUGGUUUGGCUGGUGGUAUUGCUGGCGGGCCACUUAUUGAAAUACUCGGCCGCAAGUCGACGAUUCUUGCAACAUCCGUACCAUUCAUUAUUUCAUGGUUGUUGAUUGCUUUUGCUGUUGGAGUUUGGAUGAUUUUUGCUGGUCGUGCAUUGUCUGGAUUUUGUGUGGGCAUUGCAUCACUUUCGUUGCCCGUUUACUUGGGUGAAACGGUGCAACCAGAAGUGCGUGGCACACUCGGUUUGUUACCAACAGCAUUUGGUAACAUUGGUAUUCUGAUGUCCUUUGUAUUUGGAAGCUUUUUGGACUGGUCCGAAUUGGCAUUUCUGGGCAGCACAUUGCCAGUACCAUUUUUAUUGUUAAUGUUAAUUAUUCCGGAAACACCGCGCUGGUAUGUGUCAAAAGGUAAAGAUGAACGAGCACGUAAAGCAUUGCAAUGGCUUCGAGGCAAACAAGCCGAUGUCGAACCUGAAUUGAAGGGUAUUGUUAAAACGCAUACCGAUUCCGAGCGACAUUCUUCAAGCAAUGGAAUAAUGCAAUUACUAAGACGAAGCAAUCUAAAACCGUUGAGCAUUUCGUUGGGCUUAAUGUUCUUUCAACAGUUUAGCGGAAUAAAUGCUGUGAUAUUUUACGCUGAGAACAUUUUCGCAAGUGCUGGCUCACAGAUUAAGCCAACUAUUUGCAGCAUUAUUUUGGGUGUGGUUAAUUUUAUCGCCAUUUUCAUUGCAACCGUCUUGAUCGAUCGACUUGGUAGAAAGAUGUUGCUAUAUAUUUCGUCCGUGGGUAUGACGGUGUCAUUGGCGUCUUUGGGUGCUUACUUUUAUCUAAAAGAUUAUGCUGAAAGCGAUGUUUCACAAAUUGGUUGGUUACCAUUGGGUAGCUUGGCCGUUUAUAUAUUGAGUUUCAGUUUGGGCUUCGGACCGAUUCCGUGGUUGAUGAUGGGUGAAAUUUUACCAGCCAAAAUUCGUGGUACUGCUGCUUCGGUAGCUACUGGUUUCAAUUGGUCAUGUACAUUCAUCGUCGCAAAAUCAUUUAACGAUCUUAAAGCGGCAUUUCAAAUGUUUGGAUGUUUCUGGAUAUUUGCAACAAUUUGCCUGAUUGGAUUGUUCUUUGUAAUAUUUAAAGUGCCUGAAACGCAAGGCAAGAGCUUAGAAGAUAUCGAACGAAAAAUGAUGGGACGCAUCCGAAGAAUGAGUUCGGUGGCCAAUAUACGACCACUUUCAUUCAAUUUAUGAAACAAAUUGGCACAUUUUAUUGUUAAAUUAAUUAAUCUGAUUAAAUAUUUUGUGUGACAAUGUAAAGAUAAUGGAACAACAAAUGUUAAACAACAAUAAUGCUAUAAAAUACAACAUAAUUUUAUUGUAUGUAACAUUAGAGAUUAGUAAUGUAAUAUAAUUCAUUGAUUAGGAAUAGAGUUUUAAUUGAGACGUUGUAAUGUUCUGAAUCUGUUGAAAAUGAAACAAGUGUACCAGAAGAAAAAUGAAAAAAACAAAUAAAUACAGAAAAAAAUGUAGGCAAUAAAGUUAUAGCUUAGAGAAA
Contarinia nasturtii (swede midge) is the source of this 3705-nucleotide messenger RNA. Its product is annotated as facilitated trehalose transporter Tret1-like. The record is from RefSeq and is a predicted model, not a curated record. Gene Ontology annotation, molecular function: sugar transmembrane transporter activity. Gene Ontology annotation, biological process: carbohydrate transport; transmembrane transport. The transcript is spliced from 10 exons. Lineage: Eukaryota; Metazoa; Arthropoda; Insecta; Diptera; Cecidomyiidae. Bases 888 to 3401 code for a protein of 837 amino acids. Gene Ontology annotation, cellular component: membrane.